This is a messenger RNA of Lingula anatina, 973 nucleotides long. RefSeq names its product DNA-directed RNA polymerase II subunit RPB4. NCBI's taxonomy places the organism in Eukaryota, Metazoa, Brachiopoda, Lingulata, Lingulida, Lingulidae. The record is from RefSeq and is a predicted model, not a curated record. Gene Ontology annotation, cellular component: RNA polymerase complex. Gene Ontology annotation, molecular function: nucleotide binding. Gene Ontology annotation, biological process: DNA-templated transcription initiation.
AUGACACUGUAUACCUUUAAAGGUUUCGAUUACAGGAUCUUCUCUAUACUAGUAUAUUAUAUUGACAUUUUUUACAGAAAACAACAGAAUGAGAGUGCAGAGGAAGAGCAGGAAUUAUCAGAAGUGUUCAUGAAAACAUUAAACUACACAUCAAGAUUCACAAAGUUCAAAAACAGAGAAACAAUAUCCGCUGUUAGAAGCUUACUUAUGCAGAAAAAACUCCAUAAGUUUGAGCUGGCAGCUUUAGCCAACCUAUGUCCAGAAAAUGCUGAUGAAGCUAAGGCCCUUAUACCAAGUCUGGAAGAAAAAUUUGAAGAUGAAGAGCUACAGCAGAUACUUGAUGAUAUUCAGACCAAGAGAAGUUUCCAGUAUUGAGAGACCAGAAAGUUGUCUCCGUGGAACUUGUUUGAGUCAAGAUCUGAUCUGUAUUACUUGGGAUAAACUAAGUGAACCAGCAGUGAUGAGACUGACAUUAAAUGACAGUGGCAGCCUGUUUAGUGCUAUUCAAAAAGUAUGUUAGUCAAGCGAGUAAAAGUAGACUGCUCCAUGAUUUGGAUGUGCAGAUGCAGGCAGCGUGUGUGCUGAGUUUAUCAAAGCAGGUUUCAGUCAUGAAGAAUUCACAGAACAUUUUAGAACUAUAUCAUGUGACACCACCAAAGACCAGAUUAUAUAGGGAUCCCCUUCACAAUACUGUAGAUUUUGAUGGACCAAGUUUAAGUGGAGAAAUCUGGCUGACUGUUCCUAUGAAACUGUCCAGUUUCAGGGGCAUGAUAGUUCAGCUGUAUAAUUGUUGCCUGUGAAUAGCUCUGUGUUUGGGAAUGAACUUCAUACAAAUAAUCUUCAUGCUUAAACCAGAACAUUGGCAGAAGGACAGAUAAAGGAUCGUUGAAAGACAUGCCAACAGAAGACAUGAAUAUUGUACAGCAUAAAUGAUAGUGAAAUUUGAAAUAAAGAGUAUAUAUUGUAUCAAACC